Messenger RNA from Penaeus indicus, 1104 nucleotides. RefSeq names its product large ribosomal subunit protein bL9m-like (gene mRpL9). Gene Ontology annotation, molecular function: structural constituent of ribosome. Gene Ontology annotation, biological process: translation. Gene Ontology annotation, cellular component: mitochondrion; ribosome. Lineage: Eukaryota; Metazoa; Arthropoda; Malacostraca; Decapoda; Penaeidae. The transcript has 6 exons. The coding region runs from base 106 to 978 and encodes 290 amino acids. The record is from RefSeq and is a predicted model, not a curated record.
UCCAGGUCGCGUAAAAGAGACGUGGAAGGACCCCUGUGUUUAUCGUCUCUUGUUUUAUGGCGAUUUUUUCUUCUUUAUUUUAUGAAGUUGUAGUUAAUUAAAAAGAUGUUGCGCUCCUUAGCUCAGGGUCUGGCACAGCUGCACUUGCACAGCACAGGGUCUGCUUUGUCCCGUGUUGCAGCCAGGACCUUACCCAUACAAGAGAUGGAAGCAGUAGUCCCAGCUGGGUAUUUCAUUCAAGCCAGGACCACUUUCAUUCUUAAACGCAAGAAGAAAGUUGAACUACACAAGACAACUGGAAAGAUGCGCCCCUUUAAGGCACGUCACUAUCUUUACGAAAUGGUGGAGGAUACCAAUGUUAGGAAGAAGGACCCAGUAAAGCUCAUAUUGACUAAACCAGUAGAAGGUUUAGGAUCAGUAGGAGAUGUUGUAGAAGUGAAACCACAUCGAGCAAGAAACCAUCUGCUUUUACCUGGCCUUGCUGUUUAUGCAUCGCCAGAGAACUUGGAAAAAUACUCCAACCUCAUCAAGACCUCAGAGGUGAAAGACCAGCCCUCGUCUCCUUUUGCUAUGAAGACUGCUGAGCAACUGUCUACCCGUGUGAUUUCCCUGAGCAUGAACAUGAAGAGUCCUUGGCAAGUGGAACCCUGGCAUGUACGAGUUGCCUUCCGCAAGGCUGGAAUCAUUGUUCCUGAGGAAGCGCUGACACUUCCUGACAAGCCGAUCACUGGACCAGAUCUUGAUUUGCAGGAAAAGGAGUUCCUUGUGAAAGUGAAGAUCAAUGACAAGGAAGAGGCGAAAGUCCGUUGUCGUAUUAACCAUUACUCAGUCAACCCUCGUGAACGUAUACCUUGGAAGGCAUUUCACUGGGAGCAUGUGGCAGAACCAAUCUUCCCAGAGGAGGCCGAGGAGUUGCAGGCCCUUGCACGGAAAAAUCGACACACGAGGUUCCCAGAACAAGAGGAAGAGACUAUGUAAAAGGCUACGAGAUUCAAGUUAUAUGUGAAUGUACUCUGUAGUUUAUGUAAUGUUGAACAAUCAUUGUGCUGAAGUGAUUUGUAUAUGGACAGCUGUUCUGAAUGUAAAUAAGAUUGAUACAAUUUA